CAGCACAUGUCAUGUUCUAGCUACAAACAACUCGCGCUCUCUGCUCGCAAAACGGCAAUUGAGAGAUUGGUUCGGCAAUAGAAAGGUCCUUUGAUGAACAGAGAGCAUGUCUGUCAACCCACUUUUCUCAGGGCCUGCACCAAACAAGCGUCCGCCCAUCUAUAACAGUGUCAGUGCUUCCCCUGGCCAGAGAACGGCCAAUGUCCUCCGUCAGACCAAUUUGAACGCAGGCAGUAUGAACGUUAGGGACUCGCCGGGUCCGAGGAAGAAACCUCGGAUGGGAGACAGCGGAGACUUAGGGUCCACAGAUGAUGGGGAUCCAUUCCAGGACUUUGACAGCUUCACCGAGGACGAUCUGGAGUCAUGUGACAUGAUAGCCUCUCAGGCCUUGAGCCAGCAGCCGUGCCAAGAUCUGGGUCCGCCAGCCCAGGCCCUGAAGAGGCCGGCCAGCACCCCGAGGUUUCCAAGCCGUCAGACCAACUACCCAACAGGUGUCCAUGGCCAAGUUGUCAAUAAGAUGAGCGCCGAAAACGACUCACAGGCCUGCGGCAGCUAUGUUGCCCUGCAGCAUGCCAACACCAGUUAUGCCAGCACCGGCAGCAGGUUUUCUUUCAAAUCAACGAACUCCCGGGGAGGUCGCUCACAAACACCAGUCCCCUCCACAGUUUCAAAUCGCACGGCAACUCCCACAUUCCCCCAAGCCCAAAACAGAAGCAGCAUGAAGCAAAGCAACGUGACGGGAACUAAGAUUUAUUACUCAUCCCCGUAUCGCAGUGGAAGCACAUCACCAUAUAGCCACCAGCUUGGCGAAAAUGUCGAUUCUGCCAAAGUUCAGACUCUCCGGUCAAGCAUGCCAGCGGCAUCCUCAAAACAGACGCCCCAAACCAACAAUGGUUCUCAAAUUGUAACGUCUGCAUCCAAACCAGAGCCUCAGCUAGGCAUUGGCAACAAUACGGGACCGUACCCAACCAGGAAUGUUUUGCAGAAUCCCCAUGGUGACCUAAGCAACAGAAGUAAUCCCGUCCCUUACAGUACCAAGCCAGGGGCCAUCCCCAGCAAUGCCAGCGUCGGAGGGUCAUUCCAUGCGGCACCACCCCAACGUGGGGGUUGUGACACAACCAGUCUUACCCCUCCAAAGGGGGCAGUAGCUAGGGAGUCGCCCGGCCUGCCAACCUCGGAAAGAGAGACCGGCUCAUGCCAGACAUGGGCACUUCAGCAACAGCAAAUGGUCAAGUACAGGUCAGAGUGCGAAGCCUUCAGGCAACAGCUGAAGCAAUUGAACGAAGAGAUGCUCAGCAAGAACGGAGAAAUACAGGUCCUGAGGCAGAACCUGAGCAAGGCCAAGGUGGAGGCCAACCGUCUACAGAUGGAACGUCUGCAAGCCGAAGAACAGAAGAAGCAACAGAUGAGGGAGAUGGAGAGGGAACUCCGCAGAGAGAACGAAAGCCUGAAAGCCCAGCUGCAGUUUAAGGAGGUGGAGCUGAUGCAGGUGCAGAGCGCCAGCCAGAACCACCGCACCCGACCGCCUGUCCCCACCAGCAGCGCAAACAAUGCCCCCGCCACACCCCCGAAGCAACACCCAAUGUUGCCGCGGCUCGGCAAGACAGAAGACGAAGCCAGAGACGCAGACGUGUUUCCGACCCAGAAGUCGUUCAUGGCGGACAAUCCUAAAGUGGAGAGGGGUCAGCUGAGGUCACCCCGGGUCCGGACGCUGUCAGAGAGCCUGCAAGUCCGACACAGUCCCAAGAGGAGUCCGAGGAAAGGUUUUGCUGUUAAAAGUCCAGGCAAGGCGUCUCCGGCAGUUCCCCAUCCUAUUCCAGCUGCACACAGCAGCCCCUCUGCCACAUCCAACAAGCCCCCCAGCAAUGCCAAGAAGUCAUGCAGGUUGUCCGCCAGGUUUCAGACAGGUUCAUCAGCAGAAGCCCAGCUUGUUAGCAGUUUGCUGCAAGAUCCUGAGGAGAAAGUCACUGCCAGUGGGUCGGUGGGAGGACUUAUGGGUCUGGUCCAGUCCACUGGUCAUGACCGAGUGCCCAGCGAAGGGACCGAGGCUGCUCUGCCAGGAGAGCCAUCACCAGCCAAACCCAAAAGAGUCUUGCCAAGCAAGAGGCAGGCACUUGAUGUUAGUGAAAAAAAUCAUCACAAUUUGGAGCUUGCCACCAGGGCUAUAUCCAACAUCCUUAAUCCACCCCGUAUCCCACCGCUGCCACCCAGUGUCACCCUCCAAGCACCUCCUCUUCAACCACCGGCAGAAAGGUCCCAGGUCCCAGAGACUCGGGACCCAGUGACCUACGUCACGGACCUCCUGCCCCUCUUGGAGGACCAGCUGACCGCUUACAUCGACGCAACCCACAGUGUAAUCCUGAGCAACACCCAGGGGCUCUGCUCCACCUGCCUGAGCAGCAGCAGCAGUGGUAGUCACAGCCUGGAGUCUUCCCCGGAUUCCUGUGGCUCCAGCAGCCCCAGUGAGGAUUUUGCAGCGCUGGGUCAUGCGGAAUCGGCGGUGCUUACCUCCCUGGCCUUGUUGCGUAGGAUGCUGCUGCAUUCUUCCACGGUGCGGACGGCCGUCCUCCACACUGGCACCUUCAGAGACCCUGAAUCUCCUGAGAGUGACGAAGAUGCCUCAGCCAUGGAGAUCGACCCAUCUGCACCUCUUAUUGAUCCAACUCAAGCUCCUUCUAAAUCCGCGGGCCACUCGUCCGUCGUCCACGAUCCCCCUCCGCAACCAGCACCGCCAACAGCACCCGGCGACAACCUGCCAGAGCCGCGCAGAAACCGCAUCCUCAGCAAGCUGAUGAGGAUUGCCAGCAUGCAGCACGGCCUGGGCAACUGCUGGGAGGUGGUCGAGUCGUCCCUGGACGCGCUGCGUGUCCUUGUACAGAAAUCAAGUGCCGAGGACAUGGACAGGUUAGAUUCCUUACUUGUACACAACGCUCUGUACAACUGUAUGUCUCGAGACAGCACAUUCACCCAAGUGUGCCGUGCCCUAGACAUUUUGAAAGCCUUGAGUUCAUCAUGGAAGCUAACUGCCAAGCUGUGCAACCAAUCAGACUCCUGCCUCCUGCUGCAGUGCUACCAGUGCGGAGUCCACGGAUCUCUGGGCUGCAGGAAUCCUCAGAAAGUCCAGCUCACCGUCAAGGUAAUCUCAUUGCUGUGGGGCAUCAUAGGAACUCAUCACCAGGGCGCUACCCUGCUGCUGGACACGGAUUGCCAGUGUAGUGUGGAGCUGGUCAAUGCAGUGGUCUUGAUGCUCAAGAGGAUAUUGGACGUCACGCUGGCAAUGAUGGUCUCCCAGCGUCCUACUCAGUACUGGAGGCACGUCCUGCAUGAAUGCUUGCUGCUGCUUCACUGUCUGGCCAUGCACGACCGCCACUUUGCCGAUCACCGGCUGGAUGUGGAGAAGUUCUACGUGGCCGCCGUCACCAGUCUAAGCAAACGGUACCACAGGCUCCCCGGUGUGACUGACAAUGAAACUGGUCUAGUGCAGGAUUUGUGGGACUUCAUACAGUGGGAUGAGACAGAAGGGGAGCUGGAGGAGGAAUAUGAGGAGAACGAGGAGGAGCAGGAGGGCGUGGCCAAGAUGGAGGUGGAUCAGUAGAGACGGAGAAUACUACCUCAGAGAUGAGGCAGGGUGGAGUCCACAGCGGGACGGAGCCAGGGUCAUGGAUCAGUGGGGGUGUUAUGCGCUAUACAAUGGAUGAUUUGGAGUGGGGCAUAGUGUGAGCAGGAGGGCGUGGCCAAGAUGGAGAUGGAUCAGUAGAGACGGAGAAUACUACCUCAGAGAUGAGGCAGGGUGGAGUCAACAGCGGGAUGGAGCCAGGGUGAUGGAUCAGUGGGGGUGUUAUGCGCUAUACAAUAGAUGAUUUAGGGUGGGGCAUAGUGUGAGCAGGAGGGCGUGGCCAAGUUGGAAGGUGGAUCAGUAGAGAUGAAGAAUACUACCUCAGAGAUGAGGCAGGGUGGAGUCAACAGCGGGAUGGAGCCAGGGUGAUGGAUCAGUGGGGGUGUUAUGCGCUAUACAAUGGAUGAUUUGGAGUGGGGCAUAGUGUGAGCAGGAGGGCGUGGCCAAGAUGGAGGUGGAUCAGUAGAGAUACUGUACACCAUCCCUAGGAUGAGGCAGGGUGGAGUCAACAGCAGGGUGGAGCCAAGGUGACGGAUCAGUGGGUGGCCAGAUAUUUCCAUUGUACCCAAUGUUGUGGACUGAACUGUAAAGAUUUAUUCGCCGGUGUCAAAGAUUUGCACCCGGAUGUGAUAAUGUUGUACUAAAGCAAGCAUGAACUACCCAUCCCAAAUUGUUGGUACCUGUCCAUGGGACAGGUGGCGAGAUGGCUAGAUGAGGCACUGAUUAGGAAAAGUGAACGAUGUAGAUAUUUGUGGACGGAUGCUUGAGUACAUACAUCCUUGUGAACUAUGCAACACAGGAUUUGUACUAUACUUCCAAAGUGAAAUUGGAAGUACAUGUGUACAUACGACUGAUUUCUAGUAGAGAUGAUCUAUUUUGCAUAUUUUAAAAGUUUUGAUACUGGUUUUUUUUUUUUUUUUGUAUUGAAAGUUCUCAACAGGUACUUUUCUAUGUGUGUAUAUAUCUGUAUGAUGGAGUUACCUGAAGUGCUCUUAUGGAAGUACCGUAUGUCUUCAAAGAAGACUGUCGUAAAGAAAGCCUUUUUAAAUAGUAGAGUAUGUAAGAUCCCUGACCACCCAGAAUAGAGGGUUUGCAUGGCUGCCAUUUUAUAGGCCAGUGCUUUUGUUCUACAGGGUAUGCACAAAGGAGGUUUCCCUGUGGAACAAAAGCACUGGCCAGCAAGAUGGCUACCACGCAAAGCCUUUAUUUGAGAAAUGAUUAGGAUUAACUGCAUAUCAAGUGAUGUGCUUGUCGGGGGAAAUUUUUUCUGUGGUUGUCCUAUUUGUUUUCUUAUUCAAGUUGACUGCCAACAGAUUUUGCUCUUUGGCUGUUUUGUAGGGCACAGUGGUUUCUGUACAUUUCUCCAGAGAGGUGUUGAAAUCAAGACAGUGUCCGGCAACCUUAUAGAACUCAAUUUCAAAAGGUUUUUCCCUCGGUUACAUUUUUUUCCAAACUCUUCUGAUUGCCGUCCAAGUGCCAUUCGCUAUGAAAUACAGAUAUGCUUUGUGAUUUCUGUCCGUGUAAUGUUCAACUCGCUUCUUUGAUAUAAAGAGGUUAUGCGUUAAAGCGUCCUCAGAGGGCAAGAGUUUUGUAUCACUGGGAUAGGUCCAAGGUAACCUUUUGUGCCUUCGUUGUAACUAAAUUUAAAUACCAAAAACAGCCUCUGAGAUACCAUGGAGACACCAGCAACGCAAUACUCCUAUUGAAUCCACUACACCAUGGGUAGACCGUCAUAAAACUUAAUCAGAUGCACAUUUGUAGAAGGGGCUGCCUCAGACAUAUCUAUCAAAGUUUGUCAAAAGGUUUCCAAACAAGGUAUUGAAAGCAGAGGUUAUCAACAGGUUCAUGUGAUUUUUGUUUUAAGCAUUUCCUGCUAAAUUUACUCUUAUUGUUUUGGGAUCAGCCAUUAUUUAUUGAGGUUAAAGGAUCCAGGAAACAAAGUUUUCUUACAUUCUCCUUCAAUGUAUAGAAAAAAAGUGACAAACUUUUGCGUUUAAGUUUAUUAAUAGAUCCAGUGUUUUUGUGGAAAAAUAAAUACAAAAUUAAGCAGAUUUUUUACUGGAAUGACAACUCAAUUUUGCUCAUGAAUUGGGAAAGUUGCAAAGCAUAACUUUCCCCCCUCAAAAAAAGGGACAGUAAAAGUGACACUGAUUAUAGUGAAAUUGGAAAUGAGGUUAUUUGAAACAAAAAAGUGCACUUCCAAGGACUGCAGUGAAUUGCAUUGCGUAGAUCCUUUAUUUUUUGUCGAAUUGUUUGUUGAAAGUGUGUGUAUAUCUUUCUCUUACUUUAUCCAGCAUUGUAUUCAUUCUGAAUGGUAUCUAUAGAUGGAGACAGUGAAUUGUUGCAGAUUUCAAAUGAAAUUACCAGCUGUAUAGACGAAUUGUGCUAACUGCAGUUGUUGAUGACAAAAAAUGGCUGGUGAAGCAGACAGUAUGUCAUUACUUUGUGUCUGUUCUCUGUAAGCUUUCCUGUAAGAUGUGUCCAUCUUAGAUCCAAUUUCUUUGCAUCAUGAGUAUCCUCUCCUUGAGUAUUCUGCUCAGCUUUUUCUAAGAAUUUGAGAGUGAGCCAGAAGAUUUUUUUAAAGGAAAAAUAACCCCUCCCCCUCUUUUUUCUCGUGUAGAAUGGGAGAUGCUAAUUAAAUCAGCGAUUGUAUUCAGUCUUGUUCUUGUUGAGUAGUUUUUGGAAGGUCAGAGUUUGGGCUGGUUAUCCAACUAAACAUUUCAGUCUAAAAGGUGCCUCUAACCUUCGGUAAUUCAACAUAAAAGCACAUUUUGUGUACUCUGUAAAGUUCUCUAUUGUAUUUACCAAUACAUGUAUUUUUGAAAAAUUCAAAACCAAUUUUGUACAUGGAGAUUUGGAAGAUUUGUGGCUUGCUAAAGCCUCGCCUUUCAAAAUAUUUUAAAUACUUCAGUAUUGAAUUUGAAGGUAAGCACUGGUGUCAGUAUUGAUUGUUUUUAUGCACACUUGUGAAAUUGAGGGGCUACGUAAGAGUAUGUAAUCAUAUGCUGUAGGAGCCAUCUUGGAGGGUUCAUGUUGCUGUUUUUUGGAACCAUUAAGUUGUUUGAAAAUCUAUAUAAUAGUUGGAGUAUUCAGGUUAGUUCACCAACAACAAAUGAACAAGAGAUCUACUCCAAGAUUGACUGUCUCUAAACACACAUGAAUUGAUGGUUAAUACUUGUAAAAGUGCGAGGUGUAGACUAAGUGUAAAAAAAGCUUUGCAACAACUAUUUUCCUAAAUGCUUGACUGUAGAAAGUUGACAGGCUUGUAUUUGGUACAGUGCAUAGACCAGUUCCUAAGGUUUUACUUUUUUGUAGUUUGUUGAGCUAAAAGUAAAUUGACUUGAGUAUUGCAAGUGAAACAUUUUGUAUCAGCAUUAAACCUAGUUGCAGAA
This is a messenger RNA of Acanthaster planci (crown-of-thorns starfish), 7008 nucleotides long. RefSeq names its product ATR interacting protein (gene atrip). NCBI's taxonomy places the organism in Eukaryota, Metazoa, Echinodermata, Asteroidea, Valvatida, Acanthasteridae. The record is from RefSeq and is a predicted model, not a curated record. Gene Ontology annotation, biological process: DNA repair; DNA damage checkpoint signaling.